GUUGUGACUUGUCUAACUGCGAAUUACGAAGUACGACAUUCAACAUUCUGCAAUCAACAAUAGUUAAUUUUAGUUGGUACCUACCCAGUGUACAGGCAUCAGAACUCUCCAAAAUUGUUCCACCAUCUUUAAUACAUCAAAAUAAUUUCUGUCUGUCUGCUUUAAAUAUAUUAAUAUAAAAAAAUGUCUUACUGUAUUGAUCAAGAAAAUGUGUUUAAUGGAUUAAACAAUGUUCAUAUCAAGAGUCCUGUUAAAAAAAUCCUUAAUUCCCGAGAUGAAAAUAUUCAAUUUGAAAAAAUGGAAGUUGAGAAAGACAGCAAAACGCCGGCUUUUGACCCACAAUUAGAACCCCUGCUGAGAGAAAACCCUCGUCGAUUUGUUAUAUUCCCCAUCCAAUAUCCUGAUAUAUGGCAAAUGUACAAGAAGGCAGAGGCUUCUUUCUGGACUGUUGAAGAAGUUGACUUAUCUAAGGAUUUGAGUGAUUGGGAAAGUUUAAAGGACUGUGAAAGACACUUUAUUAAGCAUGUAUUGGCGUUUUUUGCGGCAUCAGAUGGUAUAGUAAAUGAGAAUCUCGUAGAACGCUUCUCCCAGGAAGUUCAGGUGACUGAGGCGAGAUGCUUCUAUGGUUUCCAGAUUGCUAUGGAAAAUGUUCACUCGGAAAUGUAUUCACUUCUGAUUGAUACAUAUAUUAGGGACCCUAAAGAAAGGGAUUUCCUGUUCAAUGCUAUUGAGACUUUACCAUGUGUAAAGAAGAAGGCAGAUUGGGCUCUUCAGUGGAUUGCCAGUAAGACGGCCACAUUUGGAGAGCGCAUUGUUGCAUUUGCUGCUGUUGAAGGGAUUUUCUUCUCUGGAAGUUUUGCUUCUAUCUUCUGGAUGAAGAAGAGAGGUCUCAUGCCCGGUUUGACUUUCAGUAAUGAACUCAUUUCUAGAGAUGAAGGCCUUCACACAGAUUUCGCAUGUCUUAUGUUCAAACACUUGGUGCAGAAGCCAAGCAAAGAUUGUGUUUUAAAAAUUAUUAAGGAUGCUGUAGUCAUUGAACAGGAGUUCCUCACUGAUGCACUGCCUGUAAGACUUCUCGGUAUGAACUGUGAGCUGAUGUCAGAUUACAUUGAAUUUGUUGCUGACCGUCUUCUCAUGGAAUUGAUAGGAGAGAAGCACUACAACACAAAGAAUCCGUUUGACUUCAUGAACUUAAUUUCCCUGGAGGGUAAGACGAACUUCUUUGAGAAGAAGGUCGGGGAGUACCAGAAGUGGGGAGUGAUGGCAAAUCCUGAUGACAAUGUGUUCACUUUAGAUGCUGAGUUUUAAAUCUCUCUAGUUAGCGUGAAGCUCAUUCCAACACAUGUUCUACUGGCCGACCCAGUAUUAGUGAUAAAUUUCUAUUUUUCAGACUUAAGUGUAUGACUGUACUUAUCAGGUUCUGAGAAGGAAUUGAUGUACCUUGUAGCGUAUAAGGAGUAAUAUGUAAUAUAUUUUUAUUGUAUGUUUGUGUGUUUAGGCUAAGGAUAAUGAAGUGAUAUAAAUAAUAGUUUCCUAAUUUUUAUAAUGAAUCAGUGAGUACCUCAACUAACUCUUGAAUUUUAUAUAAAGAUUUGUGACAUGCAAUAAAUUAUGAUAAGCAACAA
Molecule: messenger RNA, 1625 nt
Organism: Danaus plexippus (monarch butterfly)
Lineage: Eukaryota; Metazoa; Arthropoda; Insecta; Lepidoptera; Nymphalidae
Gene: RnrS
Product: ribonucleoside-diphosphate reductase subunit M2
Exons: 6
Coding region: 184-1308 (374 amino acids)
Biological process (GO): deoxyribonucleotide biosynthetic process
Cellular component (GO): cytosol
Molecular function (GO): ribonucleoside-diphosphate reductase activity, thioredoxin disulfide as acceptor
Source: RefSeq, a predicted model, not a curated record